AUGUUCCUUAGAAUGGAGCCCAUUCCAAAACUUCUUGCUGGACUUAUUCUGUUGACUUGGUGUGUGGUGGGCUGCUCCGGCCAGCACUGGUCCUAUGGGUUGCGCCCUGGGGGAAAAAGAAAUGCAGAAAAUUUGAUUGAUUCUUUUCAAGAGGUAACCAAAGUGGUGGAUCAACUAGCAGAACCUCAGCGCUUCAAAUGCAUCCUCCACAAGCCACGUUCUGCCCUCGGGGAGCUGGAAGGAGCGCUGGAGAGUCUGAUUGAAGAGGAAACUGGGCAGAAGAAUUUCAAUCCACUGGUCCAGAAGGAGUGACAACACCUAAGUAUCAUUCUGACUUUGAAAUUUGUGACCCAUUUAAUAUCUGUAAAUUGUGUGAAUUUCAGAAAUUCUUACGAGCAAGUUGCACGUAUUUCAUAAUGAAGUAGUGUCAAUAAAGUGGCAUCGAUGUUAAUUAACUAAGUCUUUCUCUAACUCAAACCUCUGGUGGGGGAGGGACAUUGUAAGCCCACAAUGGGGAGUCCUCCAAAUGUGUUACAGGGACAGAUGAGGGGAGAGAUAACACAAAGUCACCACUAUUGUUGGCCAGGAAUCUCAUGGUCUCCUCCACCACCACCCUGUAUCCACAAGGGCAA
Messenger RNA from Miniopterus natalensis, 632 nucleotides. The record is from RefSeq and is a predicted model, not a curated record. NCBI's taxonomy places the organism in Eukaryota, Metazoa, Chordata, Mammalia, Chiroptera, Miniopteridae.